Molecule: messenger RNA, 1026 nt
Organism: Cuscuta campestris
Lineage: Eukaryota; Viridiplantae; Streptophyta; Magnoliopsida; Solanales; Convolvulaceae
Source: the annotation of a GenBank genome assembly
CAUCAAUUCACUUCACUUUAUUCAUAUUAUCAUUGCAUCCAAACAACAUUAUUUUCCAUAGCUUUCUAGAGCCAAUUUGUGAAGUUUGAGUUGUUCUUGAGCGUAUAUAGUUUACUCAACAUCUACUCUUAAAGAGAGUCUUGUUCUUGAGUGUCUUAGUGUUGUAUACACGUUAAGGGAAGCUUGUUUCCCUUGGUUGUACGAAGGAAAGGAAUAGGUGAAGGGCAAUCAACCACACGACCACCUCUUUUUGAUGGAACCAAUUAUACAUAUUGGAAAGAACAAAUGAGAAUCUAUAUUCGUUCCACAAACUUCCAAUUAUGGUUGGUUAUCAAAAACGGGGAAGAGGUACCGAUGAAGAAAGUCGGAGACAAGUUGAUCCCCAAGACCGAAGACGAGUUUGAUGCCGAGGACAUCAAAAAGGUCGAGAAUUAUGCAAAAGCAAUUAACAUGCUUUAUUGUGCCGUAAAUCCUGAUGACUACCGCAAGAUCUCUUGCUGCUCAACCUCCAAAGAGAUGUGUGAUAAACUUGAGGUGACGUACGAAGGAACGGACCAAGUACGUGAAGCCAAGAUUGACUUCCUCACCCAAGAAUAUGAGAUGUUCAGGAUGAAGGAGCACGAGAAUAUCGAUGAUAUGUUCGACCGUUUUUCCAAGAUAGUCAACGAUCUUCAUGCAUUAAAGAAGACUUACACCGACAAGGAUCUUGUGCGAAAGAUGCUACGGAGCUUGACAUCCGAAUGGCGAUCCAAGGCCGAUGCCAUCUAUGAGUCAAUCGGCACAUCAACUGUCACCAUCGACGGUUUAAGAGGGAAGCUUGUUUCCCUUGGUUGUACGAAGGAAAGGUAUUUUCCUUCGGGUUGAAGUCUUGGAGUGCGGUAUCUCCGAGCAAGUGUUGUUGAGGCUCGUGGGACUCGAGUUCUCAGGUUGUAACGGUUUGUUAAGCACCCGUAAGCUUAACGGAAGUAGUGUAGCUCGAGAGAGUCUCUCGGGAGGCUGGAUUAGCCACAAGUUGUGGUGAACCAG